This is a messenger RNA of Histoplasma capsulatum G186AR, 1823 nucleotides long. RefSeq lists its product as uncharacterized. The coding region runs from base 118 to 1764 and encodes 548 amino acids. The record is from RefSeq and is a predicted model, not a curated record. Lineage: Eukaryota; Fungi; Ascomycota; Eurotiomycetes; Onygenales; Ajellomycetaceae. The transcript has a single exon.
CUCAUUGUGAUACAAGGCUUGAAUGUGAUGAGUAGACUCAUAAAUAUGUUUCGGGUGUGCAUAUUUUAGUUAUAAACACCAUCGUUUUUGAGCACAUACUAUAUAUACAUUUCUGAUAUGGUGCGAGACCAAAAACUCGCGGAGACAACAGGACCGCCGCAAUUCGCAAAGCCAAUCCUCCAGUACACGAAAACUCGCCAGGAGGCCUUACGUAUUCGACAGGCUUUGACCCUCUAUGUGAAGAAUCAUAUCGAAUUUGCGGGCGACUCUCCAGGGUUUCACAUCAGCCUCUGCGCUCCACAUAAUGCUACCAACGUGAAGCGAAUUCCACCGGAAUUGAACAAUGGACUUCGCGCUCAGUAUCUCAAGGCCUUGCAAGCUAACCUAACUGCGAAGAGAGAGUACAAUGAUGUGCUUCGGGAGAUAUUGUCUCACAAACAAGAUAUACACUCUUCCGCAUCCGCUGGUGAUGGUGAGAGACUAGAGACAAAGGGUGCUGAAUUGCAGACAUACUUGGGACUUCUACGAAGCCGACGAGAACAUGGGAAAAUACAGAUUUUUCAACACUACUUGGAAGAGCUGAACAAAAUGGAAGCUGGGCAAGCCGGGUACCUUGAACUUGCCAAGGAGCAAGCGAUAUCUCGCCAGGCUGCUCAAAACUUGAUAGCGCAUUCUAACCCAACCUCGGGGAGUUCAGGUGGCAACAGAUCAGAUUCGGAAACCCUGCUUAACAACUUGGAAAAAGCGGUACUCCGUGCGAAGCAUCAAGCGGAUAUUGAGAAGAGGCUCCUUGAGAAGCUGAACAGCCAACGCCUAGCGGAUGGUGAGAAAGCAGUUCCGACAAGAAAAAAGCUAGGAGCGCUGAGACGUACGCAUGCGGAAUUGGUACGUUGGGUAGAAGAGAAAUUAGUUAUCUCUUCGUCAAUCGAUGAGCAAGACCCUAUUGAGGACCAAGCUGCGAUUGAUGCGUCAGACGCCGAGAAUGUUCGUGUUUUGGGGGAGACUAAAUCCUUGAUCCAACAGCAAUACGCUUCCUACGUUAACGCUCGAAAAUCCUUAAUAUCAGUUGUAUCUACAGCGUCUCAACAUUUCCCGGCUGGGCUCCAAACAUCACAACGCCGAUGUCAGCCUCAGGGGAAACAACAGAGUGCAUCCACUCCGGACCUUGCUUUACUGUUCCCAUAUGUGUCGGAGCAUUUGCUGCCCUUGUCAAAAGCCCAGAAAGCACCUUCUACGCAAAAGGCCUAUUUAUCUGCCCUUCUUGCUAAAGAGAAGUGGACUACGUGCCGGAUGUUCGAUCGUCUGCAGGAAGAAAGCCAUCUGCUUCCGGAGUACCCCAUUCUUGCGAGACAACCGCGAUUUAGACAUGCAGUUGCCGCGAUAAAUAGUCGCUCAACUUCUCUCGCUAGCCCAACAAGCCCAAGUGACACUCCGGAGAUCGUCACCCGUGCAGAGGCCUGGUCAUUUGCUGCCAGGGAAGCACGGGAUGCUACGAAUGGAUAUGUAGAAGAUAGGGUGAAUUUCGGGACAGAAUUGGCACGAAAGACAGAAGAUAUGUUGAAGGAAAUGUAUGAGCUCAUGAACCAGGACUAUGAGGAGGCAACGGCUGGUAAGGAGGAAAAGAAAGAGGAUGAUGGAGAUAUCUGGGCCUCGGAAAGCCGAUUUUCUCGGGGUAGAGGAGGACGACAUUGUCGAUCGGAGAAUAUGCCAAAAGGCCCAUGGUCAGGUUUGAAUGGGAAAGUUGGAGUCAUUGGUGAUGGAUGAAGUGUGACGGGUGGGAUACAUAGAGAUGAUAAUUCAUGAAUCACGAAAAUGAUCGAUAG